AUGUAUUUCAACAUAAAGAAUGAGAGUAACCAUUCAGAAAAAUCAAUAAAUUUAACCGAUAGUGUAAAAAAAGGUACCGAAUACUUUCAAGACGAUAUUUACUCCCCUCCCUAUGCGCAAGUUCUUUGUCAUUGUAUCUCUGUCUAUAUAUGUAUUAACCAAUCCAUUUUGAACAAGGUACCCAGAGAAAUGAUUUUCAAAUUUUCAACAUACGAAAACUUUUUCUGUUUCUCUAAUGUCAAUGUUAAACCUGUUUCGUUUUUUUUCUGU
Schistosoma curassoni is the source of this 270-nucleotide messenger RNA. The record is from the annotation of a GenBank genome assembly. Lineage: Eukaryota; Metazoa; Platyhelminthes; Trematoda; Strigeidida; Schistosomatidae.